AUGCCGGCUCGCAGGGGCGGAAGAGACAGCCGAGGCAGGAGGUCUCCCAGCUAUCGCCUGCGAGACCGUGGUGGCAGCCGAAGUCCAAGUCGAGGAAGGGGCCGAUCCCGUCGGGGAAGCCGCAGCCUCAGCAGGCGGGGAAGCAGGUAUAGCCCCCCGCGGCGCCGCACCCCUCCCCGCCGUAGUCGCAGCCGGAGCCGGCGCGAGCGUGAGGAGCAGAAGAGACGGGAGGCCCAGAAAAAAAGAAUGGAGAAACGACUCCCGCCUCCAGCUGUCCGAGGCCCGGAUAAGCCCCAAGUCACGGAAGAGCACAAGGCCAAUUCCAUAGAGUUCAACGGCCGAUACUAUGCAACUCUCGACUUCACACCACCUAACUCAGGUGGAGACCCUGAGGGCCAGAAAACACGUAUUCAGAUGCCUUUCGGCUGGGAGGUGGCAGAGAUCACUGAUGACGUCAGGGACGCAGUCGUCAAGCUCUAUACUUUCGGCACGGAGCUCGUAAUUGGAGAGGGCGGCAAAGCUUUUCACACGGCCAAAGGAGCUCGUCCGGGUGCCUUGGAGAUGAUUUGGGACUACAAGACGCUUAGCUGCUUUUGGGCGGGAGGGCCACAUUAG
Molecule: messenger RNA, 615 nt
Organism: Symbiodinium pilosum
Lineage: Eukaryota; Dinophyceae; Suessiales; Symbiodiniaceae
Source: the annotation of a GenBank genome assembly